UUUAAAUCAGAGACAAGAGACAAAUAGAAGUGUGAAUAAAUAAAUGGAAAAUUUCCAUUUAAUAUUAUUUUUAUCCAUGUUAAAUAAACAAGGAUAACUUGUAACUAUACAUUUAGUUAAUAUUUGAAAUAAUAUAAUUUGUAUAAUUGUAAUACAAAUCCAAGAUUUUUAUAUCAAGUGUUGUUAUGAAUCGCUGAUCAGCCUGACCUGAAUAUUAUCAAAAGAGUUAAUGUUUGUUUGGCAACAUAGAUAAGGAAGACAAUUUGGAACCGAUUAAAGAGCUACAUAAAAUAUAAUGCUUGAUACAAUAGAACGGAAAAUUACGUAAAUAGGUUAGGUAUUUAAAACUGAAUCCAAGUAUGCUUACUCUCAAAUUCAGAAAUUUUCUAAAGUUAUCCAGAUCGCUAAAUGGCCUUGUUAGAAUUGCAUGUGACGAAGUUAGUUUGACCAGUUGUCAAACAAAGUAUUUCAUCAGGUUAUAUCAGACUCUACACCGAGAAGAAGGACCAGGCACUGAAAUGGGGACCAAAAAUUUCUUUAGUUUUACAGACUAUGACUGUAUUGGAUUUGAUUUAGACAAUACCUUAGCUAGAUACAAAGUAGGUGCUAUGAUAGAAAUGGAAUACCAUAUUUUAGCAAAUUAUCUAGUUGAUAAUAAGGGAUACUCAGCCAGUCACUUACUAAAACCUUUAGACCAUAAUUUUAUUAUAAAGGGAUUAAUUGUUGACGAUGAAAACGGCAAUCUCCUGAGAAUAUCAGCUGAUGGUACUAUAAUUCAAGCUACACACGGUACUAAAUUUUUAACUGAAGAAGAAAUAAAAAAGUAUUACCCUAAUUUACGCUGGAAGGCCACAGAUUUAUUCGCAGAAAACCCUCUUCAAACCUGGAAUGGCCCAUAUUCAGAAAAAAUGCGCACUUUACUAGAUUAUUAUGAUAUAAUUGCUAGUUUAGUUUUUGCUAGAGCUGUGGAUUCUAUUGACGAAGAUAGUUCCGAAAUCAAACUGUAUAAUAUUUGGCCCGAUUUAUUGGAAGCUUUACAAGAUAUGUUUACCAGGGAGCAUUUUCAGAACGAGCAAGGAAAGUAUUUUGCAGAAAUAAAAGCAAACCCUGAUAAAUAUUACUACAAAUGCAGUAAUCACUUGUUAAACUGGAUAAUGGCUCUUAGAUCAAAAGGUAUAAUAACCUUUUUGAUAACAGGAUCAUAUGUUGAUUUUGCCACACACACCGCAAGUCAUACAAUAGGACAAUUCUGGAGGGAUUAUUUUGAAAUUGUGAUAAGCUAUGCGAAAAAACCUGGAUUUUUUACAGAUAAAAAUAAUUUUAUUGGUCUUGAUGGAUUCUCAGAGACUGGUCCUGUAAACCUGGAUGAUUUGAGGUUAGGCGGAAUCUAUACACACGGUAACUGGACUGAUUUAAAAGACUUUUUAAGGAAAUGCUGUUCAAAAAAGGAUCCUAAGUUUUUGUACAUCGGGGACAACUUGGUACAGGACAUCUAUGCACCUCAUGUGUACGCAGGCUGUGAGACUGUAACAGUUUGUGAAGAACUCGAAGCGGAGGGCGUGUACGGACAUGACAAGUGGCAUCCAGAUGAACAGUUUUUGUGUUCGACUAUUUGGGGCUCUUAUUUUAAAUGUAGUAAUUCUGGAAGGUUAACUAAUUGGUAUGAAAUGAUGAAGAAGCAUUCGCGAUUCUUUGUUCCUAGUUUAGAAUAUGUUGCCGGUUUUCCUAUUGAUCACAAAUUUAAAGUUAAUAUUUAUUAAUGCUUGAUUGUAUUGUAUAUUAUGUGUUCUAUAACAUGGAUUGUUUUUAUAUAUUUUAAGAAAUUGUAAAUGUGUAUAUAAUUAUUUUUAAACAAUAAUUAAAUAAAUUAAUAUUUAAAAUAAAAGACGUUAAUUAA
Molecule: messenger RNA, 1897 nt
Organism: Sitophilus oryzae (rice weevil)
Lineage: Eukaryota; Metazoa; Arthropoda; Insecta; Coleoptera; Curculionidae
Gene: Nt5a
Product: 5'-nucleotidase domain-containing protein 1
Exons: 1
Coding region: 360-1760 (466 amino acids)
Molecular function (GO): 5'-nucleotidase activity
Source: RefSeq, a predicted model, not a curated record